GCACUUUGCCCACAGUGGUGAUGGCCGCAAUGGCGGCCUCGGCACGUGACCCAGACAGGCGGAAGCGGAAGUGCGGGCCUGGAGCUUGCGCUAGGUGGGUGUCUCAGCGCUAUCUAGCCGCCGCUAGCAGCAGACAUGGAUUGCUACACUGCGAACUGGAAUCCGCUCGGGGAUUCUGCCUUUUACCGGAAAUAUGAGCUGUACAGCAUGGACUGGGACCUGAAGGAGGAACUCAAGGAUUGCCUCGUGGCUGCUGCACCCUACGGGGGUCCCAUUGCUCUGCUAAGGAACCACUGGAGAAAAGAGAAAGCUGCCAGCGUGCGGCCAGUGCUUGAGAUCUACUCUGCUUCUGGCAUACUGCUGGCUAGCCUGCUGUGGAAAAGUGGACGUGUGGUGUCCCUAGGCUGGUCAGCCGAGGAGGAGCUGCUCUGCGUGCAGGAAGAUGGUGCAGUACUGGUUUAUGGGCUUCAUGGUGACUUCCGGAGACAUUUCAGCAUGGGCAAUGAGGUACUUCAGAACCGAGUUCUAGAUGCCCGAAUCUUUCACACUGAGUUUGGUUCUGGGGUAGCCAUCCUAACAGGGGCCUAUCGCUUUACACUGAGUGCCAAUGUGGGUGACCUCAAACUCCGCCGGAUGCCAGAGGUGCCAGGUCUACAAAGUGCACCUUCAUGUUGGACUACACUGUGCCAUGACAGAGUGCCACACAUUCUUCUGGCUGUAGGACCUGAUCUUUACAUCCUAGACCAUGCUACCUGUUCUACAGUGACACCUGCUGGCCUAGCCCCAGGAGUUAGCAGCUUCCUCCAGAUGGCUGUAUCCUUCACCUACCGACACCUGGCACUCUUCACAGACACAGGCAGCAUCUGGAUGGGGACAGCAUCACUCAAGGAGAAGCUGUGUGAGUUCAACUGCAACAUCCGGGCACCCCCAAAGCAGAUGGUCUGGUGUAGCCGUCCUCGAAGCAAAGAAAGGGCUGUUGUGGUGGCCUGGGAGAGGCGGCUGAUGGUGGUGGGCAAUGCACCUGAAAGCAUUCAGUUUGUGCUAGACGAGGACUCCUACCUGGUACCUGAGCUUGAUGGGGUCCGCAUCUUCUCCCGCACCACCCAUGAAUUCCUGCAUGAGGUCCCAGUGGCCAGUGAAGAGAUCUUCAAAAUUGCCUCAAUGGCUCCUGGAGCACUGCUGUUGGAGGCCCAGAAGGAAUAUGAGAAAGAGAGCCAGAAAGCAGAUGAGUACCUGCGGGAGAUCCAGGAGCUGGGGCAGCUGACUCAGGCUGUGCAGCAGUGCAUUGAGGCUGCAGGACACGAGCACCAACCAGACAUGCAGAAGAGUCUGCUCAGGGCGGCCUCCUUUGGAAAGUGUUUCCUUGACAGAUUUCCACCUGACAGCUUUGUGCACAUGUGUCAGGACCUGCGAGUGCUCAAUGCUGUUAGGGACUACCACAUUGGAAUCCCUCUGACCUACAGCCAAUACAAGCAGCUCACCAUCCAAGUGCUGCUGGACAGGCUUGUAUUGCGGAGGCUUUACCCCUUGGCUAUCCAGAUAUGCGAGUACCUGCGCCUUCCUGAAGUGCAGGGUGUCAGCAGGAUCCUGGCCCACUGGGCCUGUUACAAGGUACAGCAGAAGGAUGUGUCAGAUGAGGAUGUAGCACGGGCUAUUAAUCAGAAGCUGGGUGACACACCUGGUGUCUCAUAUUCCGACAUUGCUGCACGGGCCUAUGGCUGUGGUCGUACUGAACUGGCCAUCAAGCUGCUAGAGUAUGAGCCACGAUCUGGGGAACAGGUACCUCUUCUCCUAAAGAUGAAGAGGAGCAAGCUAGCACUGAGCAAGGCCAUUGAGAGUGGGGACACUGACCUGGUGUUCACAGUGUUGCUGCACCUGAAGAAUGAACUGAACCGAGGAGACUUUUUCAUGACUCUCAGGAAUCAGCCCAUGGCCCUGAGUUUGUACCGACAGUUCUGUAAGCAUCAGGAGCUAGACACACUGAAGGACCUUUACAAUCAGGAUGACAACCACCAGGAGCUGGGCAGCUUCCAUAUCCGAGCCAGCUAUGCCGCAGAAGAGCGUAUUGAAGGGCGAGUAGCAGCUCUGCAGACAGCAGCUGAUGCCUUCUACAAGGCCAAGAAUGAAUUUGCAGCCAAGGCAACGGAGGAUCAAAUGAAGCUCCUGCGGCUGCAGCGGCGUCUACAAGAUGAGCUGGGUGGUCAGUUCCUAGACCUGCCUCUACAUGACACAGUCACCACUCUCAUCCUUGGAGGCCAUAACAAGCGUGCAGAGCAGUUGGCACGUGACUUUCGCAUUCCUGACAAGAGGCUCUGGUGGCUGAAGCUGACAGCCCUGGCAGAUUUGGAAGAUUGGGAGGAGCUGGAGAAGUUUUCCAAGAGCAAGAAAUCACCUAUUGGCUACCUGCCCUUUGUAGAGAUCUGCAUGAAACAACACAACAAAUAUGAAGCCAAGAAGUAUGCUUCCCGUGUGGGUCCUGAGCAAAAGGUCAAGGCUUUGCUUCUUGUUGGGGAUGUGGCUCAGGCUGCAGAUGUGGCUAUCGAGCACCGGAACGAGGCUGAGCUAAGCCUUGUAUUGUCGCACUGCACUGGAGCUACAGAUGGGGCCACAGCUGAGAAGAUUCAGCGGGCCAGAGCACAAGCCCAGAAGAAGUGAAGAGUCUACCCUUUAGGUGAUUCUUUUAGACCUAGGACUUGGCAGAAGGCCUAGCUUCUCUCUUGAGAGCAAAACUGAGAGACUGUGGGGUGGGGAAGCCCGGAAUAUCUAAUUGUAAAUAAAUUUGGAAUACUAGA
Messenger RNA from Nannospalax galili (Upper Galilee mountains blind mole rat), 2792 nucleotides. It is a transcript of the gene Vps16, whose product is annotated as VPS16 core subunit of CORVET and HOPS complexes. The coding region runs from base 136 to 2655 and encodes 839 amino acids. Lineage: Eukaryota; Metazoa; Chordata; Mammalia; Rodentia; Spalacidae. The transcript is spliced from 24 exons. Gene Ontology annotation, biological process: endosomal transport; vacuole fusion, non-autophagic; intracellular protein transport. Gene Ontology annotation, cellular component: HOPS complex; endosome; cytoplasm. The record is from RefSeq and is a predicted model, not a curated record. Gene Ontology annotation, molecular function: actin binding.